AUGUUCUCCUCCAAACGGCCAAAGUUCUCCUUCAACCUCACAAUCCAUGAAUUGUCCAACAUCCCCCAGACUAGUGGGUAUUGCUACAUCGAGCUCCAGAUCAGAGACGGCAAGAGCUUGCGUCCCUCGUUGACCAAGCUCAUCCAUGGCCAUCGCCCCAACACAGAUGACUCUCCCAAAUCCAAAUCUGGCGAUAGUGAUACCAGUUCCCAGUCCUCGCUCGUGGAGGGCAGCGAUGGCACCUCCAGCUCGGGAUCCUCGGGAAACGUCUCCACCACCACUUCCAGCAAGAAGAUCCACAACUUCAGGUGUCCCUUCAACUACAACUUGAGCUGCAACUUGCGCUUUCCUUUCAAGCGCAGAGACAACCUCAUCGGAAACAAGUACUUGUUGAUUAGAGUGUACUAUGUCAGUGACAUACCUGGACACCACCGCGGAUCCCCUUCCAAGAUCGAGACAACCGAACUUGGGCGGUUGGAAAUCAACUUAACAGAAUACUUGAACUUCAAGGAGCCAUUGACCUCGAAAUACUUACUCAAAAAUGCUAAAGUCAACUCCAUAUUGAAUAUGACGAUUGACUUGAAGGAAUUGCCUUCUAACUACGACUUCCACACCCAGCUUCAGAUCAACGAUGCCGUCACCCACACCCCCAAUAGCACAGUCAAUAAAUCUGGCACAAAAGAGCUAAAGAGGAGUGAUACUUCAGGUUCUGGGAAGUUCAAUGUCCCCCAGUUUGAUCGUAAGAACGUAUUGCGUGGAUUAUCCAAUGUCUUGCCUGACAAUGGGACUUCUGCGUCUGCUAGUUCACUCUCCGAGGACUCCGGAUACGAAGAGGAUGAAACCUCAAAAAACGAAUCAAACAACGCCAAGCACACCCGUACAGUUUCGAAAUCGUCCUCGAACGGUGCUUUGAACAAGUCCAAGAACCAUAAACAUGAAUCCAAAGCAAAUGACAAUGAUAAAGGACCGUUAAUCAUGGACCCAAUUGUUACUAAACUUUACAGCAAGAUAUUGGAGAGUACCUGGGAUCCAGAGUUGUCAGUCUUGUUGGACUACACACCAGAAAAAUGUAUCGAUGACAUUUUUGAGAACCCGGAGAAUCCAGUUGGUUGGAAUAAGAAGUUGAAUGAAUCAUAUGAGGAAUGGGCCAAAGAGUUCGACGACGAAGAUGAAAAUGUCCGUCAAAUCAACGGUUUACUCAAUGAGAUGGUUUACAGGGAAGAUUUAAGAAGUUGGAAUAUUAGUGUGAGUUGAGUAACCAAACUCCGAUAACUCAUUUUUGAGUGGUAGGAAUUGGUUUGGGGUUCACAAAUGUUGUUCUUCACCUGAUUCCUAGUGUACUAUGAUGUAAUAUAUGAUGGAAUAGACAUAGAGAUUACCAGGAUUAUUAUAUUAUUUGUGUUAUACGAAUGGGUCAUUUUACGAAAUCGAACUUGUGUAAUAGAUUUUGAAUGGAGUAUUAAUUUAUUGUAGCAUAGAAAUAUACGUAGCAG
Messenger RNA from Suhomyces tanzawaensis NRRL Y-17324, 1493 nucleotides. RefSeq lists its product as uncharacterized. The transcript has a single exon. Bases 1 to 1254 code for a protein of 417 amino acids. The record is from RefSeq and is a predicted model, not a curated record. Lineage: Eukaryota; Fungi; Ascomycota; Pichiomycetes; Serinales; Debaryomycetaceae.